This is a messenger RNA of Hydractinia symbiolongicarpus, 534 nucleotides long. Its product is annotated as NF-kappa-B inhibitor-interacting Ras-like protein 2. Gene Ontology annotation, cellular component: plasma membrane. Gene Ontology annotation, molecular function: GTPase activity; GDP binding; GTP binding. The transcript has a single exon. The record is from RefSeq and is a predicted model, not a curated record. The coding region runs from base 1 to 534 and encodes 177 amino acids. NCBI's taxonomy places the organism in Eukaryota, Metazoa, Cnidaria, Hydrozoa, Anthoathecata, Hydractiniidae. Gene Ontology annotation, biological process: signal transduction.
AUGGGUAUAGAACAUUGUGGACAAGUAAACAUUUUGAUUCUGGGAGAUAAAGGUGUUGGAAAGUCUACAAUUUGUUCAGAAUAUGCAGGAGAAGAAUUAUCGAGCGUACAAGAAAAAGAAAAAGGAGAUAUACCAAUAAAAACAAAUGUAUUUUUGGGUGAUGGAAAAAAAGAAUGUAUUAAAGAAUAUGAUGUGCAUAUAACAACUUCAAACGGAAUAUUUCGCAGAGAAACAGUUCAGGAAUAUAAACAAAAAAUUCUUCGUUCAGACGGUUAUGUGCUUAUUUAUUCUAUAGACAACCGUGCAAGCUAUAUCAAAUUGAUCAACUUAUUAGGAGAUAUACAACGAACAACAAAAGAUAACGUCCCCAUCGUAAUCUUUAGAAACAAGAUAGAUAUAAAAGUAUGUCUCCCUUUCGAUGAACAAAACUUGUUAUCGCAAGAUAUACCACAAUUUAAUGUUUCAGGGCGUACAAACGAAGGUGUUCAAAAAGGAUUCAAGACUUUAGUUCAAUUAUGUGUUAAUAAAUUGUAA